AAUGCUGCCCCAGCUGUUUCCUGUUGAAAAUGUCUCUGUAAUGUAGAUAAAUGUGAGGGAUUUUCUCUCCAAAUCCGUCUCCCGUUCGCUAAAUCUCACUUCUCCACAACGAGCCUGCGCAAUGGAACAAAGUCGGAAUAUUGAGAUGUGACAUUGCCCGCAUCUCAUCCUCUUUCUCGCUUUUUAAUGACUUCAAACAAGUUCAUUUUUGCUGGGCUUUUGCUGGAGACCCAAGGGGAUGUCUAGCGGUCAUUUCUUCCAGGGGCAUUGGUGUGAUGCCUUUAAGUGUACCAUGCGCUGUCUCUCGUGCACCCACACCCUCUCACUGGUGCUGUGCGUACUCGCCUUGACUCCCGCGACACUGGAGGCGGGGCCGGAGACGCUGUGCGGGGCGGAGCUUGUAGACACGCUGCAGUUUGUGUGUGGAGACAGGGGGUUUUAUUUCAACAAACCAGCAGGAUAUGGGUCUAAUUCGAGACGGUCGAACAACUACGGCAUUGUGGACGAAUGCUGCUUUCAGAGCUGCGAACUGCGGCGCCUUGAGAUGUACUGUGCACCUGUGAAAACCGGCAAAACUCCACGAUCCCUACGAGCGCAACGGCACACGGACAUCACCAGGACAGCAAAGAAACCUAUAUCUGGACAUAGGCACUCUUCCUGUAAGGAGGUUCAUCAGAAGAACUCAAGCCGAGGAAACACAGGGGGCAGAAACUAUCGCAUGUAGGACGGCGGGGGGAACGGCUAAGAGAGACAAGCGAAACUGUUGGACAGUGGAAAACGGGAUGAAAGAAAGACUGGUCUUCCAGGGGCUUGCUCCACUGUAAAAAAAGAAAAAGAAAAAGGAAAAAAAAAAAUGAUUUACUGAAUAUCUGAUGAUUUCCAUGCACUGCACCAUUCUAUAAUGGGGGAAAAUACUAAAUUAGCUGCUAUAAAGAGUCAAAUAAUAACUGUUUAUCCUCCUUGUGCGUGAACAGUUGCACAUUAUGGAUGCCGAAAGCUUUUUAAAGUGACAAAAAAUGUGUCAGAGCCCUAUAAAUUGGCCUUACUCUAGUUCGCAGCACCUAUUAAAUGUUCAUAUUCCACUGAAUUCUGAUGGAUGGCCUCUGGUACAGAGGUAAUAGGUGACUAUUGAUGCCCCACACACAUUAAGUUACUUAUAAAUCUUAUCACAAUCUGGAUCUAGUGGAAGAAAGCUGUAUUGUUUUUAUCUCAAACUUUUUUUUUUUUUUGCCUUUGUGAGAAAUAUUAGACGCUGCCAAGAGAGGAGUUCGCAGUGAGAUCAUGGACAGUGUUGACUAGAAAGGCUGUCUAGACAGUUUAUACCAGAUGAAACCCUCGCAAAUUUGAACUAUACGGCUGACGUUUAAAAACAAAUCACUUUUUUCUUAUUUGACUCAUUGUGCAAGAGCAGUUCAAGAGGGAUUAUACAAAAAGCCUUAUGCAGAUGUGCUGAGGUGCUCUAGAGAACACAUUUAGGAAUGAUGGACACUUAGGACAACUUGUGUGUGUUUUUUUUUUUUCAAUUGUGUGUGAGGGAUCUUUGCUUCUUUUUUUAAAUAAUUUUAACUGCAUGGUUUACCUAGAAAAUGGGAGGUGAAAGCCAUUCACUCGAACAGUUAUCCGCAUGCAUUUACACCAGUGUAUCAGCACUCACAGGAAAGACCGAGCAGAAACUUACUAAUUAGCAAUUGGAAGGUAUAUGAACAUCAAUAAGAACAUAAUAUGUUUAAGCAACUACUUUUCAUCAAACAGAAAGUUGCAGGUUUGCAUCUUUAUAGUGAAAGACUGGUGGCAUGAGCCGGACUGCAACUGACUAGCUGUAUUAAAAGGAUAUUUCACCCAAAAAGUCAUUCUUUAUACUCAUUUUACAUUAACUUCCAAUAUAAUAUUUAGGAAAAUGCAACUUUUUUUUAGCAUAAUACAACUUUAUGGCUCACACAGUAAAAAUAUACAGGAAUUGUGCUUUAUCAUGUCAAUUUUGUCCAUUUUUGGAGCUUUAUAGAGUGCAACACUAGGGUUCCAGAAGUAAAAACUGCGUUCAUUUUCUCCAUAGGGAAAUAGAUUUUUAACAUUAACUUAUAAAUCUAAAAAGACAGCCUUACAGUGUGCUAUGAGGCUGUUAAUCGAUAGAAUUUGCUUCUGUUAAAGCCAUCAGCCCGCAUUAAUUCAGCUUAGUUUGAAAAUAAUCAUGUUUAACAGUGGUAUUUGUGUUGAAAAACUACAUUUCCCACGACACUGUACACAAAAAAUCCACCAAUCAGAGUCAGAAUAAGUCAAAAGUGCCAAAAGAUCUCUUUAGCCACGCCCACUCCCUGCGAAUGACAUAAUCAUUGACAUCUCCCUACACUCUCAAAAUAUUUGAAUAUUUAUAUACAUAUAUGAAUUUCUAAAUUAAUUUGAUUAUGCUGUCCGCAGUGCUUCAGGGAUUGUAGUUCUCUAGCCAUUAAGUGCACAAAGGCCGCUUUUCAAAUAUUUUUUUGCUUCAAAUCUAAGUUUGUAAUUUACCUCGUAGCUGGUUGGCUUGGUAAAUGACUUAUAACGCUUUAACAAAGACAUUUUUGAAAUCCCUAUGGGAGAAAUGAUUGGAAAAAAUACUUCUGGAACCAACGCCAAAAAGUGAACCAAAAAAAAAAAAAAAACUGUAAAAAUCGUUUUUUAUCAAAUAGUCAGAAUUUGUGUUUUUGGGUGAACUAUCCCUACACUCCACUUUAAGUGGCUGUCAGAGGGGAUCGCGGGGUGUUUUCACAGUCCCUCUGCAUGGUGUUUUCCUCUUUUCUGAACCCAUCGGAUCAUGUCAACCCACACUGUUUACUCUGUAUCUAUAUUCAACCUAUAUUAACCUUUGCAUUCUCUAACCAUAAUCGUAUGUGAUGGCAUCAUAUAGCGGAACCAUAUAAGAGAUCAACCCACUGUAUAAUGGUGCUAUUUUGUAAUUUGUUACUUGCAGGGGUUGGCUGAAAACAGAAGCUCAAUGUUGGAAGUCUUCCCUUUUGCACAGCCUUGUGGCCACCAUUGUAAUAGUAUUCUUUUAUUUUUAAGCUGUUUCAAUAAGGUAUCAAUGUAAGCGAGAGAAAGUAUUUUUGUGAGCGUUGUGAAUGCAUGGAAAAAAGAAUGAAAUGAAAAAUGAGGCCCAAGAUGGUUAAUUGCUGUUUUUUUUUUAAAUUAUUCAUAUUUUUGAAUCAACAUAAUGUCCCUAUGCCAAAUAACUUGACAGAGUACUGUGAAUUGCAAAUCUUUACCAAGAUUUUGACCAUCACAAUGAAGUUUUUCAUGUGCACUACACUCAUUUUGACAUCCUGGCACUGAUUCUACAACUUAAGUAUUUGUAACUGGCAAGGAAAUGGGGCAAAACUGUCUUCAGUGUAAUACAGAGACGAGAAAGACCUCUCUCCCCUUGAGUAAUAAUAGAGUUACAGUAGAGUUCAACCAGCUAAAAACAGUGUAAUUUGGCUAACACUGUGCGAGCCCAUUCAGGACCGUUGGUUUUCUUUUCACCUGCCUGUGUUUUUACUUACGAUAUGCCUAAGGAGGUUUAAUAGGAAAAUUGCACCAAAAUUAUUUAAAUUACACCAGAAAGGUUAUGGUUUAAAUAACAGCACAUUAGCCAUCUAAAGAUAAAUCAUCUAUAGUGUACAAAAGGCAACUAUCUAUUUUUUGACAACCUAAAUUUGUGUCUUAAAGUGUUUGUACUUUUGAACUUGGCGGGUUUUGUUUUAAAAGUGAGCAUAUCUUCUCAUUCGAAACAAUAGAACAAUGUAGAAUCAUGACCCAGAAUAUCGAUGUAAUGUGCACAAAUGAUCUGAUUGUAAUAGACCUCCGGCAAAAGGUCCUCACAAAAUACCAAAGACUUUGGUUUGUUGGUUAUAGCUUUGUAGCUAAUAUCAUGGGUAGCACUGAUGAAACUUCUCGAAUCUUUAAUUAGACACAUUAAGGAACAUAUUGUUACAGAAAUGUCAUGCUUAUUUUGAAGUGGUUCUGUUUCCUCAUAAAUUAAAGGGAGGAUUUAAGACUGCUCAUCAGAACACGUCUACAUAAAUCCAGACAGAAACUGUAUUGAAUGACAAAUAUUAGAGGAUUCUGGGCAUUGAUCAUUAAACCAUUUUUUUUUUUUUUGAUUGUGAGGCUUUCAUUACUGGUGCUCAAUUGCUUUCUGUAUAAAAUAUGAAAAUACUGACAGAUUGUUCACCAUUCCUGCUGAAUAAACCACUUGUCAAUA
Molecule: messenger RNA, 4216 nt
Organism: Pimephales promelas (fathead minnow)
Lineage: Eukaryota; Metazoa; Chordata; Actinopteri; Cypriniformes; Leuciscidae
Gene: igf1
Product: insulin-like growth factor 1
Biological process (GO): positive regulation of cell population proliferation; insulin-like growth factor receptor signaling pathway; cell population proliferation
Cellular component (GO): extracellular region
Molecular function (GO): insulin-like growth factor receptor binding; growth factor activity; hormone activity
Source: RefSeq, a predicted model, not a curated record